UGCAACUAAAAAGAACAGACCACAUCGGUCAUCCCUAGUUUACAUCAUGGUCGCUCUACGACUGCUUACAACUGUCAACACCGAUCAAUUAACAGCAUAAUGUCUAAUAAGAUAGCUACCAAGAAGGCAGAACUCAAAGACGACGUUAAGUCACGUGUGCGAUCGAGAGCGAAGAAUCCAUCGAGCAAUGAAGGUAACGCGGAAGCGUCGAAAAAAUCGGAAUCCAGUUAUCCGAGGAAGUUGCAAACCGCCGAGCACAAAGGGGAUGGAGACAGAUCCAAGGCGUCACAUAGUUCCUUGACGAGCAGAACACAACCGACUAGAAGCACCAGCAAGCAGCCGGUCAGUUCUUCUCAGCCUAAGACUAUCAAGCAAAGUCUCACACCUUCGACAUCCAAAUCUAGUCUGGUUAAGGCUUCGUUGUCUAGUCACUCGAUGAAAAUGAACGCGAGUUCCAAGACGAGGGCUGAAAAUCUCGCUGCUAAAUCGAACGACGAUAGCACAGUGAAGAGGCGGAAGUCGAGAGAAGCUGGGUACUCGGAGAAGAGAGGCCUCAGCACGAUCUACGUACCAAAGUCGACCACGAGUAAGCUAAACGUCAAACCCAACGAGAAGAUUACGUCUCAAACAAAGGGGAAAACGCAAGACAUUCCUGUAUCUGGUCGAACUAAACCACGGAUGUCAUCCAGAGAACGCAGAAAAUCCAGGACGCUAAGUCCCAGCGAAAUUAGAAUGCUGCAUAGCGCCAUAGGGCGGCCGAGCGACGUGGACAAAGAUACGAAGCAAAAUAAGGGCAGAAACGCGCAAGCGAAUUCAGACGAGACUGGCUACGAGUACGAGGACGAUUUCGAGGAUUACGAAUCCGAUUUUCAGGAAUGCACAGACAGCGAGGCCUCUCCGAUCAGCGAGAGGUCGGAUAGCAGUGACGACAAUUCCCAGCCGGAAACUAUCGAGCUGCAGACGCGGGAGAAGAAGAGCGUAGUGAACAGCACGGAGCAUGCAAAAGCCGAAGAGGAACGCAAGCUGGACUCGGGCCACUACGAUCUCGCGGAGGCGAGGAAGAGAGCGGCGCGGAUGGAAUCUAUGGUCGUGAAUCACUCGAACACACCGCCGUUGCCUGAACUGAAAGAGCCGGUCGGCAAAGCGUUUAGCGAUGACAGACCGGCGGAGAACAAAUCUUUGCCGUCGUCCGCCGACGAGGGCUUCGAGGACAGCCGCUCGGGAGACUUUACUAAAUCUCCGCCACUGUCGCAGACACCAUUUAUCGACUUCCGCAAGUCGAAGGAAAAUUCUCGCGAGGAGAACUCGCGAAAGCAUCGAAGCAGGGGCGAGGAAUUGUUGGAAAUGAUAAAGCUGGAUUUUAUGGGAUGGUCGAUACUAGAGUGCAGCCCCGUGCCUUACGACGAGUUUAUCAGAAAUUACGGGAAACUGAACACUCAACAGAUAUUUACUCAAACCGGCGAUGAUGACAUGGACAUCGAGAUACAAACAGACGAAGUGCUUCACAAGAACAAGUGGACGCAGUUUCCUGUCACUUGCAGGAAGGGAUUGCGCGACAGUCAGGACGUGAACUCGUUCAGAUUGGAGCAAAUCGGCGUCGGGGGUGAUUUGGAAGAUCCAGAGGACACAAGUUUCCCUUUACGGCCGUCAUACGACGUAUUGCGCUUAAACGACUUUCUGAAUCGUGCCGGCACGGUCGUGCUGUCGCUCUUGGAGGAGAGAGAACACGGUGGCAACGUUUUCCAGAAUGACACGGAGGAGUUACCGUUCAGCGACGGCUUCGUUAAGCUCUCCGUGAAUACCGUGACGUUUCUGGCCGGUCGAGCGGUCAAAAUCAUACAUUAUUCGGACGUUCUGAGCAAAGUUCUGCUCACUGUGCAUUCCCCCGUAGAAGAGGAGAUAGAAACCGUCAGUAAGCAGGAUUACAUCACCGACCGUUGCAUCGGCUGCGUCUGGAACGUCUCCGAGCCGUCGAUGCCGAAGAAACUGUUCUACUCGCAGUGUCCCAUCACCGCCUGCUGCUUUCAUCUGACUAAUCGCAACGUGGUGUUUGCCGGGCUCGAGGAUGGGUCGUUGAGUCUCUGGGAUCUCAAGGAGGACGAAAUGUGGCAUCAGAAAGUCACGGACAAGGCCAACGAAUUGGACUGGGUGAUAAGGACGCCCACUUACACGACCACGGCGGAUGCGGAGUCGGACACGCACACGUCGCAGAUCGUCGCGAUACGCGUGCUCUCCAAGUUGGAGGCCGCCCCUGCGAGAGGAAGGAGCGACAAGUUUGUCCCCAUUCAGAUAUGUAGCUUAGACGAGGACGGUUGUCUCGUAGUGUGGAGCAUCGUACACAGCAUGGGUGUAAAUAUCGACGACCUGGGGCUCUCUCACUGGGGCGACAUUAGACUCGUAAAGAAUCAGAAAAGAUUUCUGAGCAAAGGAGACGCGCAAACAACGAACGCGUUUCUCGAUAUGCGUGUUGACAGUGCGGACACGAAUAACGUUUACGUCGCGACUAACAGCACCGAUGUUACGCAUGCCACUUGUAUCGGUAACAGAACUAACCCCUUGACGUACAAACCAGCCGACAUAAGCGGAUGCGGUAAUUCGACGUGCAUCGAAGUCUGUCCUUUCGGCCAGUCGUUCUUUUUGGUCGGCUGUGACGACGGGACGAUUCGACUUCAUUUCUUGAACGUGGAGAGACCAAUCGUACAGCUGAAAAACGAACAAUUUACCAGCGGCAUCAAAGUUCUGCAAUGGUCGAGAACGAAACCGUCAACUGUAUACGUCUUGGACGAUAUGUCGCGAAUUCACGUGUGGGAUUUGAGCGAGAGUGACGUCUGUCCUAUACAUACGUUCUCCGUGCAAAAGUGGGGAAAGAUAAGCAGCAUGCAGCUGUCAUCUUGCACAAUGGAGCAAGAUAUGGCGAAUCAGUACUUGGCUUUCGGGAUGGAGUCUGGUAACGUGGAGGUGCAUAAACUGAGGAAAAAUUUCUACCACUCGAGGAGGGAAGAGUUUUUACAAGAACUCGACAUCUUUUCGCGAUAUGUCUCGGUUACCUGAACGACACGAUCACUAUAAUAAGUAUUGAUAACGAGGAACGAAUUAUAAUAACCAACUACACCGGUAGUCUCGUAGAGUUGCAUAAGAGUUCUGUCAUGGUUGUCAGGAUUCUGUGGUUGAUUACACGAAUUUUAUACUUCCAAUCUACACGUGCACUUGCAACGCAAACGAGGUGGGUGGUUCGGAUAAGUAUCGCUUUAGGGGUUCCCCAUUAGUGUAUUCCCAUUUUCUAAACACAGUGAUAUCGAAGAUUCUUAACCGGACUCUCUUACUCUUAUUUGAAUAUUUGCUUCACGAUUGUUCGGUGAAUUCGUAACGGUGCCCGAAAACUGUUUAUGCAUGGCUGCGUUAAGGAGACUCUAUUAGCGCUAUGCAAACGCUGCUAAAAUAGAAACCAAUGCGCGAUAGUGAUAACAAACUCCACGGACAGCAGUAGCAUAGCGUUGUGGUAUUAUCGCGUUAUCGAGUCGUUUCCGCAAUUUAAAUAUCUGUAACAUUUCGAAAAUUCCUUUAAACGCGGUUGUCCAUUACCAUUUGACAAGGUGAGAUAUCGAUAUCGCUAUGUUUAGAGAGUCCCAUUGGAGAAUGGGACUGCAUUAAUGGAGUAAUCCUCUGUACGAGUUGCAGAUAACUUGUUACGUUUGGUUGGUAACGGGGUAGUCGGUUCUGAUUGGUAUUAUAAUUUCUAACGUUUGCGAAUAACGAACGUAUAACAGUGUCCUAUCGCGCCGAUGAUAAUUUCGAAGGUGAGAGUACAGUUUCAAGGUCGCGUAAUCUCAAUACAAUACACACACGUACGAACCGAUGUUGACUCUGUAUACUG
Molecule: messenger RNA, 3874 nt
Organism: Harpegnathos saltator (Jerdon's jumping ant)
Lineage: Eukaryota; Metazoa; Arthropoda; Insecta; Hymenoptera; Formicidae
Product: WD repeat-containing protein 60
Exons: 16
Coding region: 100-3051 (983 amino acids)
Biological process (GO): intraciliary transport
Cellular component (GO): cytoplasmic dynein complex
Molecular function (GO): dynein light chain binding; dynein heavy chain binding
Source: RefSeq, a predicted model, not a curated record